AUGAGUGUCAAUUUCUCCAAGCUUGAGGAAGACACCCUUCGUUUCUGGGACGACAUUGACGCCUUUGCGACACAACUUAAACUCACAGAAAACGGCCCUCGCUUUUCCUUCUAUGAUGGACCUCCUUUUGCUACCGGGUUACCCCAUUACGGACACCUCCUCACCUCCACCAUCAAAGACAUCAUACCUCGGUAUUGGUCUAUGAAAGGGUACUACGUCGUACGGAGAUUUGGCUGGGAUACCCAUGGUGUACCUGUCGAAUAUGAAAUUGAUAAACGCCUUGGCAUGUCGGGCAGAGAUGCUGUCCAGCAGAUGGGUGUUGCCAAGUACAACGCCGAGUGCCGCGGCAUCGUGAUGCGAUAUGCGUCCGAAUGGCGAGAUACCAUCAGACGUUUGGGAAGAUGGAUUGACAUGGACGAUGAUUACAAGGCCAUGGAUGUCAACUUCAUGGAAACAGAAUGGUGGGUCUUCAAGCGGCUUUUCGACAAAGGCCUGGUAUACCGAUCGUAUCAAGUCAUGCCUUAUUCUACCGCUCUUUGUACUCCCUUGAGUCACAUGGAAUCCAAACAGGCUGAGCGAAUGACUCAAGACCCAGCCAUUGUGGUCUCCUUCCCCGUCCUGGCCCAGACAGAUCACAGCAAUACGUCACUACUGGUCUACACGACGACGCCAUGGACACUUCCUUCGAAUCUUCUCAUAGCUGUUCACAAAGAUUUUGAGUAUCUCAAAAUUCUGGAUGAGAAUACCGGUCGCCAUUACAUUACUCUGGAGAAUGGCCUCAGGAUGCUUUACAAGGACCCCGCCAAGGCCAAAUACAAGCUCCUGAGCAAAAUGAAAGGCCAUGAAAUGGUUGGCUGGAAAUACGAACCACUUUUCUCGUACUUUGCAGAGCAGUUUUCCGAUUGCUUCCAGAUUAUCGCCGCCGACUACGUCGAAGCUUGUGAAGGUACUGGACUCGUGCCCCAGUCACCAGCCUUCGGCGAGGAAGAUUAUGAGACAGCAACAGCGGCAGGCUUUAUCUCUCCACGACGCCUUCCCCCAUGUCCAGUAGAUGAGAAGGGUCUGUUUACCUCGAAAGUCGUCGAGUACGCCGGCCAGCACGUCAAAGCUGCUGAUAAAGGCAUUUUACGGGACCUGAGAAAGACAGGACGACUUGUUCAUGAAAGUCAGAUUAUGCAUUCUGACAAGUUUUGCUGGCGUUCUGACACCCAGCUCAUUCGACGUGCCGUCUCCUCUUGGUUUGUCAAAGUCACGGAGGAUCUUCCCACCAUGCAAAGAAACUUACAGGGCACAAAAUGGGUGCCAUCGUUUGUGAAGGACAAACGUUUCGCGAAUUGGGUAUCUGGAGCCCACGACUGGAAUGUGUCUCGAAACAGAUAUUGGGGUACACCUAUACCAAUCUGGGCGAGCGAUGACUAUGAGGAGCUUGUCUGUGUUGGUAGCAUUGAGGAAUUGCGCCGUCUGAGUGGCUACGAUGGACCACUCGACGACCUUCAUCGGGAUAAAAUUGACCACAUUACGAUACCAUCAAAAAGUGGUAAGGGCCGGCUGCAUAGAGUAAGCGAGAUUCUCGACUGCUGGUUCGAUUCUGGAUGUAUGCCGUACGCUUCUAUUCACUACCCCUUUGAGAACAGCGACGCUUUCGAAAAUGGACAUUUCCCUGCCGAUUUCAUUGCCGAAGGCCUAGAUCAAACCCGCGGCUGGUUUUAUACGCUGACUGUCCUUGGGAACUUGCUGUUUGAGAAGUCGCCCUUCAAAAAUGUGCUAGUCAAUGGCAUGGUCCUUGCCGAAGACGGCAAGAAGAUGUCAAAGAGUCUCAAAAACUACCCUGCACCGACUCGAGUAUUUGACGACUAUGGCUCAGACGCUCUCAGACUGUAUUUGAUCAGUUCACCGGUCGUCAAGGCGGAACCUCUGCGCUUCAAGGAGGCCGGUGUCAAGGAAAUCAUUUCCAGCGUACUUUUGCCAUUAUGGAACAGUUAUCGCUUCUUCUCGGAACAAGCAGCUUUAUACAAGAUUAACCAUGGGGAGAACCUGGUCAUGUCCCCUGACUUUGCCGCCACCGACUUGGCAAACGUUAUGGAUCGCUGGAUACUUGCCCACUGCCAAAGUCUCCUGCAAUUUGUUGAACAAGAAAUGGCUGCCUAUCGUCUUUUUACCGUGGUUCCGCGUCUGGUGACAACUAUUGACAGCCUCACAAACUGGUACAUUCGAUGCAACCGGAAGCGCCUCAAGGGUGUCGCUAGCUUCGAUCAAAACGACACUUUUACGGCCCUUCAGUGUUUGUUGCAAGUUUUAUUCACCCUUGUAAGAACCCUCGCGCCGUUUACACCAUUUAUUACCGAACACAUAUACAGGCUGCUCAAGCCACAUCUUGCUCCAGUUCUUAGCCAGUUCCAGGAUUCACGCAGUGUACACUUCUUACCCUUCCCCACCCUCCAGCACGAUUUAUUCGACGAAGGCAUUCAGCAAAAGGUACAGCUUGUGCAGCAAGUCAUUCAACUUGGACGUGUGGCGCGUGAACGCAAUGGUAUAUCUUUGAGGACGCCCCUUUCGAGAGCUGUAGUCAUCGCCGACGAGCGCCAGCUGAAAGAGUUGGAAUCGGUUUCAGGAUACGUGCAGGAAGAAUUAAACAUUCAUACGGUAAUUCUGAGUUCUGACGAGGCCAAGUACGAUGUUGUACUCGAAGCCAGGGUUGAUUGGCCCACACUCGGAAAGAAGCUGAAGAAGCAGGUCCAGUCCGUUCGAAAAGCAUUGCCGGGACUGGCUCAAGAUCAACUACGCACUUUCCAGCAAACCAAGGUCCUUGAAAUCGCAGGGGUCACUCUUGGGGACGGGGACAUUACCCUGGUACGAUCAGUCCGGCAGAGGAACAACGGGGAAGACGGCAAGCCAAGAUGGGAAGCAACUUUUGGUGAUGGUGUGAUGGUUCUACUUGACAUCGAAUCGAGUGCGGAGCUGGAGGCAGAGGGGCUGGUCCGCGAUCUCAUAAGCCGAGUUCAGAAAUUGCGAAAGCAGGCCAACCUAGUGCCAACGGAGGAUGUGCGGAUGGCGUAUGCAGUGUUGGCGGACUCGGAAGGACUGAGUCUGAACACGGCCAUUGCAGAUCACAAGCAUCUCAUUGCUAGUGCGCUUCGCGGGGAGCUCUUCCUAGAGACUCACAAAUCAAUGAAGGCAUCAGAGACAUGCAUACUGCGAGAGGUCCAGAAUAUCAGUGGCGUGACUAUCGAACUCGCCUUGUUCAGGGACUAG
Molecule: messenger RNA, 3252 nt
Organism: Cordyceps fumosorosea ARSEF 2679
Lineage: Eukaryota; Fungi; Ascomycota; Sordariomycetes; Hypocreales; Cordycipitaceae
Product: isoleucyl-tRNA synthetase
Exons: 6
Coding region: 1-3252 (1083 amino acids)
Biological process (GO): isoleucyl-tRNA aminoacylation
Molecular function (GO): ATP binding; isoleucine-tRNA ligase activity; aminoacyl-tRNA deacylase activity
Source: RefSeq, a predicted model, not a curated record